CGAAAACCCAAAGUAUAAGCAAAAAUGGGUCCUCCGUCUAUCAUUGUCCAUCUUGUUAUCGCAGUUUGCGUGGUAGCUUUAAGCUCAUCAUCCACAACUGCUGAAGGCUACGACGACUACUAUUCUCCUCCUCCACCUGUCAAAUACUCUUCGCCGCCACCACCUGCCUACUACUCUCCUCCACCUCCUAAGAAGGACGACGAAUACAAAUCUCCUCCUCCACCGGAAGUAAAGAAGUCUCCUCCACCACCACCUCCACGAAAGAAGCCACCCCCUCCACCCGCACCAAAGAAAUCUCCUCCGCCCCCACCUCCACGAAAGAAGUCGCCCCCUCCACCCGCACCAAAGAAAUCUCCUCCUCCACCGCCGCCACGAAAGAAGUCUCCACCUCCGCCACCGCCAAAGAAGUCUCCUCCGCCACCCUCGCCCGUGUACAAGUCGCCUCCUCCCCCACCAUCGCCUUACUACUACUAGGCCAAUAAGGACUCGUGAACUAUAAGGAAAAACGACAAAUAAACAAAGGCAUUUGAAUUGAGUUCAAUAAAGGAGACGACCAUAUGAUAUAUUGUAAUCUUCAACAAUAUAAUCUCAUCUAUUUGCUUCUAUCAUCUAUGGCUUUCAUUAUAUAAAAACCUUCCAAUCCUUCCUAUUGUACCACACAUCGCAA
Molecule: messenger RNA, 667 nt
Organism: Cucurbita maxima (winter squash)
Lineage: Eukaryota; Viridiplantae; Streptophyta; Magnoliopsida; Cucurbitales; Cucurbitaceae
Product: extensin-3-like
Exons: 2
Coding region: 25-474 (149 amino acids)
Source: RefSeq, a predicted model, not a curated record